AUGUUUUCGCGCAGUAGACGGUUGAGCACCGAAGCUCUAAACAUGAUACGUAUCAAUAAAUGUACCCUGGUAUUGGUGAUGGUGAUGUGUUCGUGUUGCGUGACCAGUAUCAAGCUGGACGAGCUCAAGAACGAUAAAAAUCAGCUGGGCAAGACCGGCGGCGGCGGCAGUAGCGUGGCGUCCACGAGGGCGGCGGCGUCCAGACCCGCGUCCGGCGACCGCGACGGCGCUCCGAUGGCCAAGCACGCCGUCAACAAAUCGUCGGCGGACGGAGAGGAGACGUCCAAGACGAGAGCCGUGCCGGCGGACGCGCAGCCGAGCGCCCUCAAGAGCACGAUGAGCGAAAAACGGGCGGAUAAGUGUAAGGAGAAGUGUCCGGCAAACAUCAAAGAGUGUUGCCGAAACGCCAUAGCAGAAAAGAGUUGCCACAACGCCACCGAUGACCCCGUAUCAUAUUUUGUCAACCCAAGCUAUCCCAAUGAAGACUGGGACUCUUCUUUUUGUGACUUCCGCGUGGACAUCAAGAACAGAAAUGUGUGUCAACUGAGAUUGGACUUGGAAGAAUUUUCAUUGAGGGGACCACACAAGUACUUGGGCAGUUGUCGUCAAGACCGUCUAAUCAUAUCUACUACUUUACCAAACGGCAUUGGAAUAACCGAAUUGUGCGGAAAUAACACCGGUCAACACUUGUAUUUCCCGGUGGACCCUAAAGCUGGUGGCUCGUCCGUAGCACUCAUGAUGAUGACGUCACAGUCUUCAAGAUAUUCGUGGAAGGUGCGUAUCACCCAAAUCGACUGUCUUGCCGAUCCUCAGGCCGUCGCGCCUACCGGAUGUCUACAAUACCAUACCAGCCUCAGCGGCACCAUACAGAGCUUCAACUACGCAGGCGGUAUGUACCAAUCAGGUCUUGACUACGCGGUGUGCAUCAAACGGUCGGUGAACACUUGUCGGGUCGAAUUCCAGCAGGUGCCCGGCUCUACGUUCGGUAUAAACUCUAUGGAAGGACCGUCGCUCGAAGAAGGCAUCGGGCGGGCGGGUGAAGUGAGUUGCGAUCUCGUUACACAUGACUACCUGCACAUUCCCGGAGGCAUGUUGGACAUUGGCGAGGAGAUAUUGGCGGCUACUGGAAACGUGGAGGUGUACACUCCGACGGCGGAAAAAUUCUGCGGACGAAGUUUGUCCGGUCUCGCCAUCCAAGAGUUUGCGGAAAAAAUCAAAGUAAACGACCCUCUGGGCGCACAGGACAACAACACGAUCGCAACGCCGGUGACGUCUUAUGCAUCUGGACCAAUCAUUGUCAGAUUCCAUACGGACAGUGUAACUGUUAGAGAAAGGGACAUUGGAUUUUCGAUCGCCUAUCAACAACUCGGCACGGGCUGCAACAAGAACAAAAUCAGACGAUGA
Macrosiphum euphorbiae (potato aphid) is the source of this 1404-nucleotide messenger RNA. The record is from the annotation of a GenBank genome assembly. Lineage: Eukaryota; Metazoa; Arthropoda; Insecta; Hemiptera; Aphididae.